Messenger RNA from Vespa crabro (European hornet), 624 nucleotides. RefSeq names its product 40S ribosomal protein S15 (gene RpS15). Gene Ontology annotation, cellular component: ribosome; cytosolic small ribosomal subunit. Gene Ontology annotation, molecular function: RNA binding; structural constituent of ribosome. NCBI's taxonomy places the organism in Eukaryota, Metazoa, Arthropoda, Insecta, Hymenoptera, Vespidae. The record is from RefSeq and is a predicted model, not a curated record. Gene Ontology annotation, biological process: ribosomal small subunit assembly; translation. The transcript is spliced from 3 exons. Bases 75 to 587 code for a protein of 170 amino acids.
GCCAUCUACGAAUAUUUGAAUAAAAAAUUAAACAAUCUUUCCUGUUUUAUUACAUCUUUCAUCUUAUAUUGUAUAUGGUUUUAACUCCUCCAGAAAAGAGUAGAGGAAGCGUUCUUUUAAGAUAUUUUUUCAUAAGAACAAUUAUGGCGGAAGCAGAUGAAACCCAGAAGAAAAAGAGGACCUUUAGGAAGUUUACCUUCCGAGGAGUUGAUCUUGAUCAACUCCUGGAUAUGCCAAAUGAACAACUUAUGGAUUUGAUGCAUGCACGUGCUCGUAGACGUUUUUCUCAUGGUUUGAAACGUAAAUCUAUGGCACUUGUCAAAAAAUUGCGUAAAGCAAAGAAGGAGACACCUCCUAAUGAAAAACCUGAAAUUGUAAAAACACAUUUGCGUAACAUGAUUAUUGUUCCAGAAAUGGUAGGUUCCAUUGUAGGUGUUUAUAAUGGAAAAACUUUCAAUCAAGUGGAAAUCAAACCAGAAAUGAUUGGUCAUUAUCUUGGAGAAUUCUCGGUUACUUACAAACCGGUAAAACAUGGAAGGCCUGGUAUUGGUGCUACUCAUUCUUCAAGAUUUAUUCCAUUAAAAUAAUAUGUAUUUUUAAGAUAAUAAAAUAUUGAAAUACUUA